GUGCAGACGGACGGAGGACCAUCACCAUGCCGGACCGGUCGAAGAUGAAGAAGCCCGACGUGAAGCUCGUUUUCCUGGGCGACAUGAACGUGGGGAAGACGUCGCUGCUCCACAGAUACAUGGAGAGGAAGUUCAAAGACACCAUCAGCACCGUUGGAGGGGCUUUUUUCCUCAAACAGUGGGGGCCCUACAACAUAUCAAUCUGGGACACGGCUGGUCGGGAGCAGUUCCACGGUCUGGGCUCCAUGUACUGCCGAGGAGCAGCCGCCGUCAUCCUGACCUACGACGUCACUAACUGGCAGAGCCUCGCUGAGCUGGAGGAGCGCUUCCUGUCACUCACCGAUACCGCCAACAAGGACUGCAUCUACGCCUUAGUGGGAAACAAGGCCGACCUGACUGACUCCAAAGCCCACCUUUGCCAGGACUCGGACGAACUCCCCGAGGACCGAACCGAGUGCGAGUGCGAGGAGGAGAGGACAGAACAGAACCGCAUGUCCACCUGUCCCACUCCUCCUGCGGUCCCCGCAUCCCUCAACGGUUUGCUGCUUCACAAGCAGGUGGCGCGGGAGGACGUGUUGGCCCUUUACGGGAGAAUACUGCGAUACAAAGGCCUGGACGAGAAGAGCAGCCUCCCGGCAGACAAGAUGUGCUUCGAGACGAGCGCCAAGACCGGGUACAACGUGGACGUCCUGUUUGAGACGCUGUUCGAUCUGGUGGUGCCCUCCAUCCAGAGGAAGAGACAGGAGAACGACGCGUCUCCGACCGUAAAUCUGGAGGACUGGAGGAAGGUCAAUGGGAAGCAGGAAAAAUCCAACUGCUGUUAAAGAUCUGAGGCAUCAACGAGGCUCCCAGCUGCAGACUUGUUUUUAUUAGUCGCCAAGUUUGACUGAGCAUUAAAUCCACACUGUGACUGUACUGUUUUGUGUUUGCCUUGGCUGUGACUCGAUAGCAAACACAUUUCCCAUUGAUGUGAAGAUUUAUAUGAGCGCAGAUAAAGGUAGAGACAUUUUUAUAGGAAGGGAAAUAUCACUUUAUGCAAUAGACCUCCUACUUUAAUAACUCAAACUGCGCUUUAAAUAUUCCAAAGAUGUGCCUGUGGCCCCAAAAAACACAUUGAGAAAAGAGUAAAUUACUGCUGUAAAUGUUUUACUAUGUACUGCCACUAAAUGAACUGCACUAAUCAUUCAUUUCACUGUUUAUUGCACAAUCUUGAUCACAUUUCAUUUUAAUCAAACCAUUUUUUUUUUUUACAAAUAUUGAUGUUUGUCUUUAUAUUUUAUUAAAAUCGAGUGAAUGAUGAAAAUGUCAGUGUUUAAUUUUUAAAAUAUAAUUUUAUAAAAUAUAAUAAAGCCAUUUAUUUCCAG
This is a messenger RNA of Poeciliopsis prolifica (blackstripe livebearer), 1364 nucleotides long. RefSeq names its product RAB20, member RAS oncogene family (gene rab20). Gene Ontology annotation, molecular function: GTP binding; GTPase activity. Bases 27 to 824 code for a protein of 265 amino acids. Gene Ontology annotation, cellular component: endomembrane system. The transcript is spliced from 2 exons. Gene Ontology annotation, biological process: intracellular protein transport. The record is from RefSeq and is a predicted model, not a curated record. Lineage: Eukaryota; Metazoa; Chordata; Actinopteri; Cyprinodontiformes; Poeciliidae.